Dibothriocephalus latus is the source of this 648-nucleotide messenger RNA. Lineage: Eukaryota; Metazoa; Platyhelminthes; Cestoda; Diphyllobothriidea; Diphyllobothriidae. The record is from the annotation of a GenBank genome assembly.
AUGUACAUAUAUAUAGUGUUUAACGUGUCCGAAAUCGCUUCCGCCGAAUCCAGUCACCUGCAAAUUGCCCUUACUUUUAGUUUUAGACUUCUGCGUCAUUGCAAUGAACACAUAUUUCUCCAGCACUCUGCUUAUCUUCGCAACGGUCUUCAUUGGUAUGCUAUUUUGGCAAUAUGUCUGUUAGAUAUUACAUCUGCUGUUACGAUGAAUCUUAAACAUUUUUCAAAUGGUCUUGUAGCCUGCAGUGCAACCGAAAAUACUACCAGCACAGAUAAGGUCGACAUCAACGCCACAAGUCCAGCUGUAACGGAUGCCAACACCACAGAUGCAAACACUACUACCACAGCCAACGCCACAGAUGUAACCACUACUACCGCAACUAACGACACAGAUGCAAACACUACUACCGCAGUCAACGCUACAGAUGUAACCACUACUACCGCAGCCAACGCCACAGAUGCAACCCCUACUACCGCAAUCAACGCUACAGAUGCAACCCCUACUACCGCAGCCAACGCCACAGAUGCAACCACUACUACCGAAAAAGAUGCAAGCAAGGAUGAAUCUGGGAACUCUGGUGCUUCGGCUUCACUGGUGGCCCAGUGUUGCUUUAUUUCCAUUCCUCUGGCCCUACUCGCCAACUUCUAA